Rotaria sp. Silwood2 is the source of this 351-nucleotide messenger RNA. NCBI's taxonomy places the organism in Eukaryota, Metazoa, Rotifera, Eurotatoria, Philodinida, Philodinidae. The record is from the annotation of a GenBank genome assembly.
AUGGCUGCACCAUGUUGUAAUGUUGGACCACCAAAGCAUGUCUACUCGGCUAUUUUAAAGAAUUCGAGCGGUCAAGAUGUUGAACUCGAAAUUGAAUAUAUGGGCUCCAAACCGGAUCAUCGAGAAACAAUUAAGAUCAAUGUUCCCAAGAAUGGUUCACACAAAAUCGUUGAAAAGACCGUACAGAGUGAUGGCUGUGAACAAAGAAAAGUUCUUCAAAAGAUCACUGUGCAGUACCAAAAUGGAACGAAACAAGAACUCAAAGCACCUUUCGAAGGUGUCAUCUCACCUCAACAAAAUUGGCGAUUCGAAAUUGACCAUGAUCACAUCCUCAAAUCUUGCACAACGUGA